GGAGGUAGCGCGGUUGCCGUCGCCCGGCGCCGCCCCGUCGUCGUCUGCCUUAGCCUCACGGCGCCCAGCCGCGAUCCGAGUUCUCUUUGCAAUGGAAAGAGGAAAGAGAAAUUAGAAUUGUUUUUUAAAUUGUCAUUUGAUUUCUUCAGAGUUAUUGUGGCCUUCUGAACUAUCCAUGGUUGGUUGAAUCUGGAUGUGGAACCCACUGACAUGGAUGGCUGACUGUAUUGCAGAACUGGGGUUCCUUUGCAUCUUCCAGUUACAAAUUCAGUGCCUUCUGCAGUUUCCCCAGAGCUCCUCAAGAAUAACGGAAGAAUAUGACAGAUACCUAGCAUCUAGCAAAAUAAUGGCAGCUGCUUACCUUGACCCCAACUUGAAUCACACACCAAAUUCGAGUACUAAGACUCACCUGGGUACUGGUAUGGAACGUUCUCCUGGUGCGAUGGAGCGAGUAUUAAAGGUCUUUCAUUAUUUUGAAAGCAAUAGUGAGCCAACCACCUGGGCCAGUAUUAUCAGGCAUGGAGAUGCUACUGAUGUCAGGGGCAUCAUUCAGAAGAUAGUGGACAGUCACAAAGUAAAGCAUGUGGCCUGCUAUGGAUUCCGCCUCAGUCACCUGCGGUCAGAGGAGGUUCACUGGCUUCACGUGGAUAUGGGCGUCUCCAGUGUGAGGGAGAAGUAUGAGCUUGCCCACCCACCAGAGGAGUGGAAAUAUGAAUUGAGAAUUCGUUAUUUGCCAAAAGGAUUUCUAAACCAGUUUACUGAAGAUAAGCCAACUUUGAAUUUCUUCUAUCAACAGGUGAAGAGCGAUUAUAUGUUAGAGAUAGCUGAUCAAGUGGACCAGGAAAUUGCUUUGAAGUUGGGUUGUCUAGAAAUACGGCGAUCAUACUGGGAGAUGCGGGGCAAUGCCCUAGAAAAGAAGUCUAACUAUGAAGUAUUAGAAAAAGAUGUUGGUUUAAAGCGAUUUUUUCCUAAGAGUUUACUGGAUUCUGUCAAGGCCAAAACACUAAGAAAACUGAUCCAACAAACAUUUAGACAAUUCGCCAACCUUAAUAGAGAAGAAAGUAUUCUGAAAUUCUUUGAGAUCCUGUCUCCAGUCUACAGAUUUGAUAAGGAAUGCUUCAAGUGUGCUCUUGGUUCAAGCUGGAUUAUUUCAGUGGAAUUGGCAAUCGGCCCAGAAGAAGGGAUCAGUUACCUAACGGACAAGGGCUGCAAUCCCACACAUCUUGCUGACUUCACUCAAGUGCAGACCAUUCAGUAUUCAAACAGUGAAGAUAAGGACAGAAAAGGAAUGCUACAACUAAAAAUAGCAGGUGCACCCGAGCCUCUGACAGUGACGGCACCAUCCCUAACCAUUGCGGAGAAUAUGGCUGACCUGAUAGAUGGGUAUUGCCGGCUGGUGAAUGGAGCCUCGCAGUCAUUUAUCAUCAGACCCCAGAAAGAAGGUGAACGGGCUUUGCCAUCAAUACCAAAGUUGGCCAACAGCGAAAAGCAAGGCAUGCGGACACACGCCGUCUCUGUGUCAGGAGUCAGUCACUGCCAACAUAAAGUUAAGAAAGCUAGGCGCUUUCUCCCUUUGGUCUUCUGUUCCCAUGAUCCUCCUUCUACGGAUGAAAUUAGUGGGGACGCAGUCAUUCAGAGUAUCACUGGGUAUUGUCCUCACUGUUUUGCAGAAACAGAUGAUUAUGCUGAGAUUAUAGAUGAAGAAGAUACUUACACCAUGCCCUCAAAAAGCUAUGGAAUAGAUGAAGCCAGGGAUUAUGAGAUUCAAAGAGAAAGAAUAGAACUUGGACGAUGUAUUGGAGAAGGCCAAUUUGGAGAUGUACAUCAAGGCGUUUAUAUGAGUCCAGAGAAUCCAGCUUUGGCGGUUGCAAUUAAAACAUGUAAAAACUGUACUUCGGACAGCGUGAGAGAGAAAUUUCUUCAAGAAGCCUUAACAAUGCGUCAGUUUGACCAUCCUCAUAUUGUGAAGCUGAUUGGAGUCAUCACAGAGAAUCCUGUCUGGAUAAUCAUGGAGCUGUGCACACUUGGAGAGCUGAGGUCGUUUUUGCAAGUAAGGAAAUACAGUUUGGAUCUAGCAUCUUUGAUCCUGUAUGCCUAUCAGCUUAGUACAGCUCUUGCAUAUCUAGAGAGCAAAAGAUUUGUACACAGGGACAUUGCUGCUCGGAAUGUUCUGGUGUCCUCAAAUGAUUGUGUAAAAUUAGGAGACUUUGGAUUAUCCCGAUAUAUGGAAGAUAGUACUUACUACAAAGCUUCCAAAGGAAAAUUGCCUAUUAAAUGGAUGGCUCCAGAGUCAAUCAAUUUUCGACGUUUUACCUCAGCUAGUGACGUAUGGAUGUUUGGUGUGUGUAUGUGGGAGAUACUGAUGCAUGGUGUGAAGCCUUUUCAAGGAGUGAAGAACAAUGAUGUAAUCGGUCGAAUUGAAAAUGGGGAAAGAUUACCAAUGCCUCCAAAUUGUCCUCCUACCCUCUACAGCCUUAUGACGAAAUGCUGGGCCUAUGACCCCAGCAGGCGGCCCAGGUUUACUGAACUUAAAGCUCAGCUCAGCACAAUCCUGGAGGAAGAGAAGGCUCAGCAAGAAGAACGCAUGAGGAUGGAGUCCAGAAGACAGGCCACAGUGUCCUGGGACUCCGGAGGGUCUGAUGAAGCGCCACCCAAGCCCAGCAGACCGGGUUAUCCUAGUCCGAGGUCCAGCGAAGGAUUUUAUCCCAGCCCACAGCACAUGGUACAAACCAAUCAUUACCAGGUUUCUGGCUACCCUGGUUCACAUGGAAUCACAGCCAUGGCUGGCAGCAUCUAUCCAGGUCAGGCAUCUCUUUUGGACCAAACAGAUUCAUGGAAUCAUAGACCUCAGGAGAUAGCAAUGUGGCAGCCCAAUGUGGAGGACUCUACAGCAUUGGACCUGCGAGGGAUUGGGCAAGUGUUGCCAACCCACCUGAUGGAAGAGCGGCUAAUCCGACAGCAACAGGAAAUGGAAGAAGAUCAGCGCUGGCUGGAAAAAGAGGAAAGAUUUCUGAAACCUGAUGUGAGACUCUCUCGAGGCAGUAUUGACAGGGAGGAUGGAAGUCUUCAGGGUCCGAUUGGAAACCAACAUAUAUAUCAGCCUGUGGGUAAACCAGAUCCUGCAGCUCCACCAAAGAAACCGCCUCGCCCUGGAGCUCCCGGUCACCUGGGAAGCCUUGCCAGCCUCAGCAGCCCUGCUGACAGCUACAACGAGGGUGUCAAGCCAUGGAGGCUUCAGCCCCAGGAAAUCAGCCCCCCUCCUACUGCCAACCUGGACCGGUCAAAUGAUAAGGUGUACGAGAAUGUGACGGGCCUGGUGAAAGCUGUCAUCGAGAUGUCCAGUAAAAUCCAGCCAGCCCCACCAGAGGAGUAUGUCCCUAUGGUGAAGGAAGUCGGCUUGGCCCUGAGGACGUUAUUGGCCACUGUGGAUGAGACCAUUCCCCUCCUACCAGCCAGCACCCACCGAGAGAUUGAGAUGGCACAGAAACUAUUAAACUCUGACCUGGGUGAGCUCAUCAACAAGAUGAAACUGGCCCAGCAGUAUGUCAUGACCAGUCUCCAGCAAGAGUACAAAAAGCAAAUGCUGACUGCUGCUCACGCCCUGGCUGUGGAUGCCAAAAACUUACUCGAUGUCAUUGACCAAGCAAGACUGAAAAUGCUUGGGCAGACGAGACCACACUGAGCCUCCCCUGGGAGCACGUCUUGCUACCCUCUUUUGAAGAUGUUCUCUAGCCUUCCACCAGCAGCGAGGAAUUAACCCUCUGUCCUCGGUCGCCAGCACUUAACAGCUCCAACUUUUUUGAAUGACCAUCUGGUUGAAAAUCUUUCUCAUAUAAGUUUAGUCACACUUUGAUUUGGGUUCAUUUUUUGUUUUGUUUUUUUUCAAUCAUGAUAUUCAGAAAUGUCCAGGAUCCAAAAUGUGGCAUUUUUCUAGGAAUGAAAAUUGUACAUGAGCUUUUAAGCAUCAUGAAGAACAGUUUAUGUUCACAUUAAGAUACGUUCUAAUGGGGAUGGCCAGGGGGUGACAUCUUAAUUCCUAAACUACCUUAGCUGCAUAGUGGAAGAGGAGAGCAUGAAGCAAAGAAUUCCGGGAAACCCAAGAGGCUGAGAAUUCUUUUGUUUACCAUAGAAUUAUUAUCCAGACUGGAAUUUUUGUUUGUUAGAACACCCUUCAGUUGCAAUAUGCUAAUCCCACUUUACAAAGAAAGAAUAUAAAAGCUAUAUUUUGAAGACUUGAGUUAUUUCAGAAAAAACUACAGCCCUUUUUGUCUUACCUGCCUUUUACUUUCGUGUGGAUAUGUGAAGCAUUGGGUCGGGAACUAGCUGUAGAACACAACUAAAAACUCUUGUCUUUUUUCACAGAAUAAUGUGCCAGUUUUUUGUAGCAAUGUUAUUUCUCUUGGAAGCAGAAAUGCUUUGUACCAGAGCACCUCCAAACUGCAUUGAGGAGAAGUUCCAGAACCAUCCCCUUUUUCCAUUUUUAUAUAAUUUAUAAAGAAAGAUUAAAGCCAUGUUGACUAUUUUACAGCCACUGGAGUUAACUAACCCUUCCUUGUAUCUGUCUUCCCAGGAGAGAAUGAAGCAAAACAGGAAUUUGGUUUUCUUUUGAUGUCCAGUUACACCAUCCAUUCUGUUAAUUUUGAAAAAAAUAUACCCUCCCUUUAGUUUGUUGGGGGAUAUAAAUUAUUCUCAGGAAGAAUAUAAUGAACUGUACAGUUACUUUGACCUAUUAAAAAGGUGUUACCAGUAAA
This is a messenger RNA of Macaca mulatta (Rhesus monkey), 4751 nucleotides long. NCBI's taxonomy places the organism in Eukaryota, Metazoa, Chordata, Mammalia, Primates, Cercopithecidae. The record is from RefSeq and is a predicted model, not a curated record.